Molecule: messenger RNA, 5262 nt
Organism: Xyrichtys novacula (pearly razorfish)
Lineage: Eukaryota; Metazoa; Chordata; Actinopteri; Labriformes; Labridae
Source: the annotation of a GenBank genome assembly
GUCCCUCUGAAGUUUAUCAGCAGAGCCGACACAACUUCACACACAUACAUAGUCUUAGAGACAUGCAGGGGUGACACACACCGUGGGGGUCACACACUGCAGGUCACACAUUUUCUUACCUGUCUCAGUUCAGAGGUUAAAGAUCCCAAAGACGCUCAUUCCUCCAUCAUGACGGCCAAGACUCUGGAGAAGGUGCCGGUGAAUCUCGGGGGGUUCGUGCACCCUGACAGCGUGUACUCGGUGGAUGAUAUCAGCUCCAGCCUGCCGACUUCUGUGGCCAUCUUCCCCAACAGCGAUCUGGGAGCGCACUACGACCAGAUCAAUGUGGCAGGUAAGAGAAAAAACAGAAAAAUACUACUUAAUUUUUUUAAUAUAAUAGAGCGUUAAAUGACAAAGAGUGGUUGAUUACUCUGUGAAGACUUGCUAUAUCGUGGAACUUGGAAUCAAUACAUUUUCAAAGACAUUUAAAAUGAUAAAAACAGGAAAAAGAUAAUUGAAAUCUUAAUCUUCUUCUAGAAAGAGUUAUAUAUUUCAUCUCUCGUGUCAAAAUGUUCUUGUGGGACUAUUUCAGUCCGUGCGUAAUUGCGCGUAAUCUCCCCUCCUUACUCCAUAAACGCACUCUUCACAUUAUCCUCUCUGAUUUAUUUUGUCUUCUGUUGUAAUAAUCUGUUUUGUUUUUGUUCCUCUCUCCGCAGACAGCCUGAUGAGCGCAGACAUGAGCGUAGAGAAGCGCUCCCUGGACCUCUCCUCUUACCCCGGCGGCUUCUCUCAGCCUGCGACCCACCGUAACCAGACCUUCACCUACAUGGGCAAGUUCUCCAUCGACUCCCAGUACCCCGGAAACUGGAACCCCGAGGGAGUCAUCAACAUCGUGUCGGGCAUCUUCAACGUGGCCCAGCCGCCUCCUCCUCCUCCUCCUCCCUCCUCCUCAGCGUCCUCCUCACCGGCAUCCUCAGGAUCUCCUCAUCACUUCUCCAGCGGAAAUCUGAGCUGCACCAUGGCGGCUCAGACCCCGGCUGAGUUAGACCACCACCACCACCUGUAUUCCCCUCCGCCUCCCUACUCCACCUCCGGCUGCGGGGAGGUGUACCAGGACCCCUCCGCCUUUCUAUCCACCUCCUCCUGUCCCAUCGCCUCCUACCCUCCUCCCUCCUACUCCUCCCCCAAGCAGCCCGGCGGCUCGGACGCGCCCGGGCUCUUCCCCAUCAUCCCGGACUACGGCUUCUUCCAACCGGCCUGCCAGAGGGACAUGCACCCGACCGGGAUCCAGGACCGCAAACCCUUUGGUCCGUGUCCGCUCGAUUCCUUCCGUGUCCCCCCACCCUUGACCCCACUGAACACUAUCAGGAACUAUACACUGGGGGGUCCCGGUCCUUGUGGCACAGAAGGGGGGGCGCCGAGGCUACCUUCAGCCUACAGCCCACAGAACCUGCCUCUGAGGCCCAUCCUGCGACCAAGAAAGUACCCAAACAGACCAAGCAAGACGCCCAUCCACGAGCGGCCAUACCCGUGCCCCGCGGAGGGCUGCGACCGCCGCUUCUCGCGCUCUGACGAACUCACGAGACACAUCCGGAUCCACACCGGACACAAGCCUUUCCAGUGCCGGAUCUGUAUGCGCAACUUCAGCCGAAGCGACCACCUCACCACGCACAUCCGCACGCACACCGGAGAGAAGCCUUUCGCGUGUGACUUCUGCGGCCGAAAGUUCGCGCGCAGUGACGAGCGGAAGCGACACACGAAGAUCCACCUGCGGCAGAAAGAGAGGAAGUCCUCCACGGUCUCCUCCUCAUCCUCCUCCUCCAGCAGCUCCGGGGUGGAGCGCAGCGCAGCCAGCGGGAUCUGCUCAUAGCUUCCCGGGAAAACUUUGUUGUUGCCAUGGCAGCGUGACGCGCACUAACCCCUUCAGAAAAGACUGAAAGAGAAAAAAGACUUGAAAAUUAAAAACUUUGGUGCAGAAAGGCAGCGGGACUGAAGGAGGACUUGUGUACAGCCGUGCGUAAUUACGCACAUCCAUACGUUCACGGUACACGGAUGCACUUUCCCCCCGUCUGGACAGUGAAGUUAACACGGUCAUGUCACGUGAUCAUCAGAGUUUCUAAAGGGGAGCGUGUGCACACAGUGAGCGCGUGUCAGUGUGAAAUAACUGCAAUAAUGUUUGAAGACAGAAAAGCUUAAGUUAUUGACAAAGUGUUUAUAACAUGAGUGUGCGUGUGUGUGUCUGUGUUUCCUCAGUGCCUUGCUGUGUGUGUGUAUGUGUGAGUCUGUGUGAGUCUCCCCAAGAGGCUGUAACACAGUGUGAACAUCGUCUUUAAUCUGUACAGGUCAAAAUCUUUAUUUUUGUACUCAUGUGGUCCACUGUAACUCAGAGUGUUUUAAUCUGUUGAACUCAUCUUGUUGUGAUGUGUGUUUGACUUAUUAAAUGUCCAGAGAUGUUAACGCUCGUGCUCAUGUCUGUUCCUUACUCGCUAAACACCGUGAUGCGUUCACGGAACAUUACAACGCUGUAUGAUCAAUGACAGUUAUGGGAAAUAGAGGCAAAUGUAACACACUCAAUAUCUCCAACAAGUUAGAGUAAGGGCACCGUCUGCACAUGCUCAGUUGAAUUUCUCUCUGCCUGCUGAAAAGGAGUGAAAUCACUUCAACACAGCAAAAAAUAUAAACAAAGCAGGAUUUUUAUGUGUAAAAGGUUUGUUUUGUGGGAUUUGCAUUUCUAAUCUGCUAGCUAGAGUGAAAAUAAAUUAAAAAUUUAAUAAAUCUUUUAUGAAAGCUUUUGGUUAAAACAAUAAAUAAAAGUAACAUGGUCAACCUGCGCUAACGAGAGUAAUAGUGUGAGGUCUUUACAUGCUGACCAGGUUAGGUUGAUAACUGAGAAUAACAUCAAAAUUUGUUUAUUAGCAAUCAUUAAAAAAAGAUCUUGUACAUGGUUAUUUACAGAGUUUUAUAAUUAUCAUACAUUUCUUUAUCAAAUUGGUUAGGGACUUUCCUUGACCUCGAAUGAAAUUCAGACGCGACGCAAUUCCUCAAAGUCUAAUAACAGCUGGAACAUUCUUAAUCUUAUUAAGAGAGAAAUCACGCUAUGACAGUUUCUAUCAGACUCAGUGGUUAAAAUACAGCAUUUAAAUGACCACAGUAGAUGUUUCCGUAGAUGACAAGUUUAUUUCAAGUAAUUUGUGGGCUCCAAAAGAUGAUGUGAAAAAUGUCACUGUGGCCCCGGUCUCCUCUACUUCCUUCCCGUUUAUUAAAAAAAUGAAAAAGAUAUUGGAAACUUUUUUUAAAGGGUAAGUCCCAUUUUACGUCACUCAAGACUUCUCAAUCUGACUCAGUUUUUACCCACUCACUUUUUAUGUAGGUCUUAUAAACAGACUGAGAUCAACACGCACAGUUUGUACCAGUGAGGGUGAGAUUGUAUAGCGAUAAAGACUUUGAGGGAUAAAUCUGUGACCUGAGACAAAACUUUUGAUCAGGUCAGAGAUAAAAUAUAUAAAUUUAAUAUGUUUUUUGUUCCUUUAGUUUCAAAGGAAAUAACAGCAUAAUUAACACAGACAGACUGCUGAACACUUUAUAAACAAAGACCACAUGUCUGAAGGUGACUUUUUCAAAUGUAAGAUAAGAGUGCAUUCACGUGUUCUUAUUCAUUGAAUAACCUGACAUAGAGCGGAGCUUGAAUCAGAAUAAGUUUACACCUUAUUGACAAGUAGGUAUCUGUUGCAGCAUUUUGGUUCUAGGAAAACAAUGAAAACAGUAACUAGAGAAAUAAAGACAGAAAUAUGUAGACGUAGAAACUCUUAACUCUAACCCUAAAAUAGAAACAAAGAAUAUAAAGACUAAUAAGUCUAUAACUGAAGCUGAAUAAAUUUAUACAUAUUCUGCAAAGAAGAGCUGUACAUGUGCGCAGAAAGGUGCAGGAUGAUACGAGUGCAAAAUCCAGAAGGGCCAGUUGUGAGCUUUCCCAACGCUGAAAGAGAAAGAUGAACUAAUUUAUUUGUUUCUAUAUAUACGCAGUAUAUAUUUUAAAUUUUGGCCUGAAAAUGAAAUAAAUAUGUGGGCAGAAUAUGAAAUCCUCUCAAGCUGAUCAGUCACAGAUUUUCAGAGUAAAUCCAGAGGACAGGACGUUCAUGUAUAUGAUAUAUUUGUUUGAUUGAAUUGACAGUAAAACAUCGGUGAUCAUGUUUAAAUGUCACUCCCUCUUUCUUGUUUCAUCACUAUUAUUAAUCAACCUGAUCAUCAAUGUUACACACAAUGUAGUUUUCACGGUAGGCAUAAUUUAAUCUCUGAGUCUGUUAUGUUCACAUGUGAUCAGAAAAAGACAACUUCAAAUAAAAAAAUAAGAAAGAAAAAACAGAGAAGUGAGCAUCUGUGAGUCUAGGUCAGACUGUUUUAGCAUGUUUCCGUGUGGUGUUGUGAUUAUAUACAUGUGCUACAAUGAAGUAACCAAUUACUCACACAGGAGGACAAAGUGAGGCAAAAACAGACGCAUUUAAAAACUCUCAUCAUAUGACAAAGGUAAUCGGCAUGUGAUAACUUAACAGAUGUACAGUGACAAAGAUUUAGACGAAUGUUCUGCAGUAUUUUCAAAGCACAGAGAAAAAGAUGCAUUUAAAAAAACAGAAGAUUCAAGUCUUUUUUGUCGUUGUCAAAAACAAAGAAACAGCGGAGCUUCUCUCUGAGCUGUCCACUGCAAGUAGAACAACAAUGAGACAGAAACACUGAAAAGAUUUUCAACCCCAAAUAAUAAAAUAGAAUAAAAAAAUAUAUAAAUGUAUUUUAAAAGUGUAUUUACCUGCUAUAAUCUAUUGGUUAUUUCCCAAAUAUGAUCUUAGAUUUAUUCCAGGUAUAAAGUUCAUGAUACAAAUCUGCAACAUUUUCAUAGAAACAUUUUCACCAUUUGAUUAAAAACUGAUUCAGUUGACGCCAGGUUCAAUUACUUACAAUAAUCAAUCACAAAGGGACUUUAAUUACUCUGUGUAUCAAUGACAAAUAUAAUUAUGGUGAAAUGUAAUCCUGCUGUUUACUUUCAUUUACAUAUUAAAAGCAGCAUCAUGCAGACACGUUAGUUUGAAUUUCAAUUAAAAUCUCAUGAUUUUAAAUUUACCAUCAUUUUAACUGACUUUCAGAGAUUUUAAUCAAACAUUAAUUUUAUUCAUUCAUCAUUACUGUUCAUGAGUUUUCUCCCUGCGGUUGGCCGUCUGUGUCCGUCCGCAGAUUAUCAAUCUGGCGGCGUUUCAUUCAGAGGCUGAAGUGAAGCGUUUUAUCAGCGCGCCC